CGCCUUUGAAGCUGUUUAACUCCCUCUCGUACUUGGGUUAUGUCACGGUCCCCACAACAAGGAACGGCGGUCCCCAGGCGCAAAUCCGGUCCCAGAAGCCCUCCCGAGCCGGCGCCGGGCUCUGCACAGCCGCGGCCUCUGCGAAAUUCGAGGAAGGAAGGGUCCUUUCGCAGAACGGCUGGCAUUGUGUGUCCCCCGUCUCCGCCACGUUCCCGGGGCCAUCUGAAGACCAGGAGCAAAAGGAGCCGCAAAUCCCGCGUCCGGGGAGCGCCGGCCGGGCCUGGGCGGCGGGCGCCCCCAUCCUCCCCAAACUCCGCCAACCUCGCUGGCCCUGGCCGGCCGCGCCCGUCUGCCCCGCCAAGCUGUCUCCGGGAGCGCGUUGGGAAGCGCGGGGAUCCUCCGCGGGGACCCGGAUUAGCCGUGAGCGGUGGCCCGGAUGGUCUCCCAGCCUUUUGUGCUCACUUCAUUCGGACUCUGAGAAACCCCGGUCCCCUCCGCCCUGCGCGCGCUCCCAGAGCAAAACCCACGGGUCUGAUGCGACCGCGUAGCGAGGAGCCAUCCAGUGGAGCGAUUCGAGCCGCCCGCGCCGGCACCUCACCUCGCAGAGCCGCCCCAGAUCCCGAGGCCUGGCGGUGACGCCACCCAGCGACGGGCUUCACGUUUUAAAAUAGAUGCCCGGGACGAAAAGACUGAGUUUCAUGGAAGGAGAUUGUAAACUGCACGGGAGUGGAG
Messenger RNA from Nycticebus coucang (slow loris), 732 nucleotides. RefSeq names its product basic proline-rich protein. NCBI's taxonomy places the organism in Eukaryota, Metazoa, Chordata, Mammalia, Primates, Lorisidae. The transcript is spliced from 2 exons. The record is from RefSeq and is a predicted model, not a curated record. The coding region runs from base 40 to 636 and encodes 198 amino acids.